CGAUAAGAGAGAAAAAACCCAAGCCACCCACCAAUCAAUCACUCUCCUUCCCAAAUCCACAUCUCUCGCUCUCCCUCUCAUUUCUCCCAUAUACACCUCAAACUCACUUCUCUACUCUCUCCUCCAUCACACACCUCACUCUCCUUCCAUCAAUGGCUUCUGCAGCUACACCCAGCGGCUUCUCCCUCCUCCGCCAAUCCACCUCUACCUCCACUUCCCGCACUCGCUCUUCUCUCGUUCAACUCUCACCCUCUUCACUUCGCCUCCGCCCCACCACACUCCGUCGCCUCGGGUUCACCGCAGCAGACCCUCUACUGGCUCUGACCGUCGCCUCCAGAGUCCGCUCUAUUGGCUCCGGCAAUGGGGUCAGGGGAGUUGUCUCCAUGGCCAAGAAGAGCGUUGGGGAUUUGGGCCCAGCUGACUUGAAGGGAAAGAAGGUUUUUGUGAGGGCUGACUUGAAUGUGCCUUUGGAUGAUAACCAGAACAUCACUGAUGAUACCAGGAUUCGUGCAGCCAUUCCUACCAUCAAGUAUUUGAUUCAGAAUGGCGCCAAGGUCAUUCUUUCCAGCCAUUUGGGACGACCAAAAGGUGUGACUCCAAAGUUCAGCUUGAGUCCUCUUGUUCCUCGUCUUUCUGAACUCCUUGGCAUUCAGGUUGUGAAAGCUGAUGACUCCAUUGGCCCUGAAGUAGAGAAGUUGGUGGCUUCACUUCCUGAUGGUGGUGUUCUGCUUCUUGAAAAUGUGAGGUUUUACAAGGAGGAAGAGAAGAAUGAUCCUGAACAUGCCAAAAAGCUUGCCUCAUUGGCAGAUAUUUAUGUCAACGAUGCGUUCGGAACUGCUCACAGAGCUCAUGCCUCAACUGAAGGUGUUACAAAAUACUUGAAGCCAUCUGUGGCUGGUUUUCUCUUACAGAAGGAACUUGACUAUCUUGUUGGGGCAGUAUCAAACCCGAAGAGGCCGUUCGCUGCCAUUGUUGGUGGUUCAAAGGUCUCAUCCAAGAUUGGAGUUAUUGAGUCACUGCUAGAGAAGGUUGACAUCCUACUUCUGGGUGGUGGAAUGAUCUUUACAUUUUACAAGGCACAGGGUCUCACAGUAGGUUCAUCUCUGGUCGAGGAAGACAAACUAGAUUUGGCGACAUCACUCCUUGAGAAGGCCAAAGCCAAAGGCGUGUCUCUUUUGUUACCCUCUGAUGUGGUGAUUGCAGACAAGUUCGCUCCUGAUGCAAACAGCAAGGUUGUACCAUCAUCUGCCAUUCCCGACGGUUGGAUGGGAUUGGAUAUUGGUCCAGACUCUAUCAAGACAUUCAAUGAGGCACUUGACACUACUCAAACCAUCAUUUGGAAUGGACCAAUGGGUGUUUUCGAAUUCGAAAAGUUUGCAGCUGGAACUGAGUCUGUUGCAAAGAAGCUAGCAGAUCUUAGCGGAAAGGGAGUAACUACAAUUAUUGGAGGAGGAGACUCGGUUGCGGCCGUAGAGAAAGUAGGAGUUGCCAGUGUGAUGAGCCACAUUUCAACCGGUGGCGGUGCCAGUUUGGAGUUGUUGGAAGGGAAAGAACUCCCCGGAGUGCUUGCUCUCGACGAGGCCAUACCGGUUGCUGUGUGAGAACCAUCUUAAUUUAAUUCACUUCCCCUUUUUCCCCUUUUAAUUCUUGAAUGUUUUAUCUGAGUUUGUAAACAAAAAAAUGUGGUAGGGAGAUUUGUUGAUGUUGUUGUAAAUGUUCAUUGUUGCCUAAGGUCUCAUUCUCUUCUACCUCGCUUCCUACUAUAUAUUAAAAAAAGAAGAAGAAAUAACUACCACUACAAGAGACUGUAGAGUUACGAGGAGAGUUAUUCAAUCUAAUAAAGUGAUAUUUUUGU
Molecule: messenger RNA, 1855 nt
Organism: Humulus lupulus (European hop)
Lineage: Eukaryota; Viridiplantae; Streptophyta; Magnoliopsida; Rosales; Cannabaceae
Product: phosphoglycerate kinase 3, cytosolic-like
Exons: 6
Coding region: 153-1601 (482 amino acids)
Biological process (GO): gluconeogenesis; glycolytic process
Cellular component (GO): cytosol
Molecular function (GO): ADP binding; ATP binding; phosphoglycerate kinase activity
Source: RefSeq, a predicted model, not a curated record